Messenger RNA from Aspergillus calidoustus, 1326 nucleotides. The record is from the annotation of a GenBank genome assembly. NCBI's taxonomy places the organism in Eukaryota, Fungi, Ascomycota, Eurotiomycetes, Eurotiales, Aspergillaceae.
AUGCCCGACAAGCAACUCCACCUGACGGCGUUUAUGCGCCCCGUAAGCCUGCACACGGGCGCCUGGCGAUAUCCCAACUCGUACCCCGACGCAAACUUCAACCUGGCGCACCUGAAAUCCUUCAUCCAGAAGCUUGAGGCCGCGAAAUUCGACGCGUUUUUCAUGGCCGACCACCUCGCCGUCCUUAACAUGCCCGUCGAGGCUCUCAGGCGGAGCCACACGGUUACCUCUUUUGAACCGUUUACUCUUUUAUCAGCGCUGUCGCAGGUAACAGACAAGAUUGGCCUUGCAGCAACAGCCUCGACGACAUAUGACGAGCCAUACCACAUCGCACGGCGCUUCGCGUCACUGGACCACUUGAGCGGCGGCCGCGCGGCAUGGAACAUCGUGACAACCGGCAACCCAGAGUCCUCCAAGAACUUUGGUAAAGACGAGCACCUGCAGCACAGCGACCGGUACAAGCGCGCGCGGGAAUUCUACGACGUCGUCACGGGGCUCUGGGACAGUUUUGCUGAUGACGCAUUCAUCCGGGACACCGAGAGCGGAAUCUUUUUCGACCCCGAGAAAAUGCACGUUCUCAACCACAAGGGCGAUGAUUUGUCUGUUCGGGGUCCGCUAAACAUUGCGCGCCCUGUGCAAGGGUGGCCUGUUAUCGUGCAGGCCGGACAGUCGGAGCCGGGAAGGCAGCUUGCGGCGGAGACGGCCGAGGCGGUGUUUUGCUCCCCGCGGGAUCUGCAGGCGGCCAAGGCGCUGUAUGCGGAUAUUAAGGGGCGGGCAGAGGCUGUGGGACGGAAGAGGGAGCACUUGAAGAUUCUACCUGCGGCGCUGAUUAUCGUUGGGGAGACAGUGGAGGAGGCGAGGGCGAAGCGGCUUGCCGUGGAUAGUCUAGUGCACUAUGACAGCGCGAUUGCGUCGCUGUCUGUUGCGCUGGGGACGGAUGCGUCCGGGUUCGAUCCCGAUGGGCCGCUUCCCCACGAUCUCCCGGAGACGAAUGCGAGCCAUACGAGUCGGGCGGGGGUGUUGAAGCUGGCAGAGGACGAGGGAUUGACGGUGCGGCAGCUGGCGCAGCGGUAUGGCGGGUACUCGGGGCUGGCGUUUGUGGGGACGGCGGAGGGGAUUGCGGAGGAGAUGGAGACGUGGUUGAGGGAGGAGGGGUCAGACGGGUUCACGGUGGUUUUCCCCUUUCUGCCGCAGGGGCUGGACGAUGUGACGCAGAAGCUGGUGCCCGAGUUGCAGCGCAGGGGCAUCUUUAGGCAAGAGUAUACCGGGUCGACGCUGCGGGAGCAUCUGGGGCUGCCCAGGCCGGCCAAUCGGUUCUUUGAGUGA